This is a messenger RNA of Spodoptera litura, 1563 nucleotides long. The record is from RefSeq and is a predicted model, not a curated record. NCBI's taxonomy places the organism in Eukaryota, Metazoa, Arthropoda, Insecta, Lepidoptera, Noctuidae.
CGAAUACUGAGUGUGAUUUAGACCACUGGAUUCCGUAAAACGAGGAAAACUCAAAAUUAUUACCAUUUUUAUUUAACUCUAGAAAUAGUACUGUAACCCCAUUUUAUCUGCUUGCUUCUAAAGUUUAUGUUUAAUACAAGGUCAGAUAUAAAAACAGUGAAACACUAGACACGAAUAACCACGUGUUAUGAUUAGACCGAAUCACUUCCUACUUCUUCAACGGAACCCUAAAAUUAGUUCAAUAUGAUUCGAAACUCAAUUGCUCCGGCUUAGUGAUCAUCCAAAUAUCGUGCUUAAAGGUCGUAUAACAUGUUGGCAAACAAGGUGGUACUCGUGACGGGCGGUAGCUCCGGUAUCGGUGCAGCUGCUGUAAAAUUAUUCGCUAAGGAAGGCGCUUCUGUCGCCUUCGUGGGAAGAAAUGAAGCAAAGCUGAAGGAAGUAGAGAGCCGCUGCCAGCAGCAUGGAGCCAACGUCCUGGCCAUCAGAGCAGAUGUCUCCAAAGAUGAGGAAGUGAAUACGAUCGUACAACAAACUGUCGACAAGUUCGGAAAACUUGAUGUUCUCGUCAAUAACGCUGGUAUAGUGCGGUAUGCGAGUAUACUGGAACCUAAUUUGAUGAAGAAAUUCGAUGAAGUGAUGAAUACGAAUUUACGUUCAGUCGUUCAUCUUACUAACCAGGCUGCUCCACAUCUAGUGAAAACUAAGGGCAAUAUUGUGAACAUAUCUAGCGUGGUGUCGACAUCUAUCAAAGUUCCGGGAAUAAUGUGUUACAGCGUUUCCAAAGCUGGUUUGGACCAUUUUACAAGAGCUGCAGCAUUGGAGCUGGCACCUUCUGGAGUACGAGUGAAUGCUAUUAAUCCUGGACCAGUUAUAACAGACAUUAUAUCAAAUUCUGAUUUGUCUGAAGAACAAGUUCGCAACGCAAAUCCGGCGGCUAUGACUGUUACAGGCAGAUCUUCAGACGCUGAUGAAAUUGGUGAUUUAAUUUUGUAUCUAGCCAGUGAUAAAGCUAGGAGUGUCACAGGGUCCUGCUAUGUUAUCGAUAACGGAUAUUUAUUGAAAUAAGAGAUUGUAUUAUUAUUUUUUAUUGUAGUAAACUAACCUACUCCGGAUCAUCGAUGUCCAACUGAUUUUUGAGUUAAUAGUAAAGCAAUAAAGUAGAUUAUCCAUUAGUAAAGAUAGAUUGAGUUGGUUAAAGAUUGUGGAGUCUUUAAUUUUCAUUUUUUUUAAUCUAUGUAUGUUUAUAAUUAGGUUAGUUGUUACUAUAAUAUUGUUAAUGUUACAUGGACUUUGGCAUUUCAUAGCUAAUGGAUUUGACCUUGGUAUCUACAGAAAAAAAUGUUGAUAUAGAGGUAAAUUAUGAUGUCAUGUCGAGUUUUGUACGAAGUCAUGUCUAAGUACCUAUUGAAUGUAUCUACAUUGUCUGACACAUGAAUUCGUAUCUAUGAAGUCAGACAUUUAGGUAUGUUAUAACUGUAUUUUUAUUAUUAUUAAAUUACUAUUUGAAUCGUUGUUGUAUACUUUUUCAUCUAACCCUUGAUGGGAUUAAAUCGUUAUGAAAUU